Messenger RNA from Dama dama (fallow deer), 928 nucleotides. It is a transcript of the gene RNF208, whose product is annotated as ring finger protein 208. Gene Ontology annotation, molecular function: ubiquitin protein ligase activity. The coding region runs from base 25 to 825 and encodes 266 amino acids. The transcript has a single exon. NCBI's taxonomy places the organism in Eukaryota, Metazoa, Chordata, Mammalia, Artiodactyla, Cervidae. The record is from RefSeq and is a predicted model, not a curated record. Gene Ontology annotation, biological process: protein ubiquitination.
CCCAGUCUGACUGGAGACAGCCGGAUGCCGGCUGACCCGGGGCCCGAGGCGGGCGGUGGCUGGCCAGGCUUCCUCAUGUCCUGCCUGAAGGGCCCCCAUGUCAUCCUCAAGAUGGAGGCCAUGAAGAUGGUCCACCCUGAGAAGUUCCCCGAGCUGCAGGCGGCCGCCCCCUGCUUCCCACCUGCACCCCGGCCCGCCCCGGCUCUGGCACCCAAGCGAGCCUGGCCCUCAGACACAGAGAUCAUCGUCAACCAGGCCUGUGGGGGGGACAUGCCCGCCCUUGAAGGGGCGCCCUGCACCCCGCCUCUGCCACGGCGGCCCCGCAAGGGCAGUGCCGAGCUAGGCUUCCCCCGGGUGGCGCCAGCGGACGAGGUCAUCGUGAACCAGUACGUGAUCCGGCCUGGCCCUGCGGCCCCAGGGGCCCCUGCGGCGGCCGUGGCCGCGGCUGCGGGGGAGCCUCUGGAGUGCCCGACGUGCGGGCACACGUACAACGCCACGCAGAGGCGGCCCCGCGUGCUGUCCUGCCUGCACUCCGUGUGUGAGCAGUGCCUGCAGAUUCUCUACGAGUCCUGCCCCAAGUAUAAGUUCAUCUCCUGCCCCACGUGCCGCCGCGAGACUGUGCUCUUCACUGACUACGGCCUGGCCGCGCUGGCCAUCAACACGUCCAUCCUGAGCCGCCUGCCGCCCGAGGCGCUGACCGCCCCGUCGGGUGGCCAGUGGGGCAGUGAGCCCGAGGGCAGCUGCUACCAGACCUUCCGGCAGUACUGCGGGGCCGCGUGUACCUGCCACGUGCGGAACCCGCUGUCUGCCUGCUCCAUCAUGUAGCGCCCGCCCGCCCGCCACCACCCGCCGGUCCUUGCUCACCGCUGCUUCAGGGGUCUGGCCCUGCCCUGUUGCCCGCUAACCCCGUGCCCACCACAGCUUCUGG